CUUUUCCACAUGGCGGUCACACUGCUUUAAACAUUUAAUGAAUUUAAGUGAAUUAAUGGAGAAAAAAGGUAGUAAAUAUUGAUAAAUAUCACUUUUUAAAUCGUCCAAGCCGCACUACUAAAAAUCAUAAGCUUUUUUGAUGUCGCAUUCUGCGCAGUCAAAGGGGCAUUACGAUACCCCAGAGUUACAAACCAGCCAUAUCCUCGAACUACCGUACAUUCGCUCAAGAAAUAUUUACUCUAAAAAGUCGGCACAUAUUGCUACUUCGCCCAACGCUGUUGCAAAGAAAGUUAAAAGGAGACACAAUAGCGAAACUUCCAGUGAUGAAGAACGUUGGCUUACUGCCAUUGAAACUGGAAAACUGGACAAUGUUGAUGAUGAACUGAAGAAAAUAAAAGACCCCAAACUAAUGACCGCUCGUCAACGUGCUAUGUAUGAACGAACUGAUGGCUUUGUUGAAGAGCUUUUUGCUCUUCCAAGUGGCUAUAAAGAAAAGGAAAAGCCCCAAACGGCGGAGGAAAUUCAGAAGGCUAUACUCAAAUCACAGAAGCGAAAGCAGCAAGCUAACGCACGGCGAGAAAAAGAUAAACAAAAAACAAUGGAACGCUUAUUAAAAAAACAGGAAACUAACAAACAUCGACCUUUGAUUCGUAACAGGAAGUUUCAAAAGUCGUCAUAUCCAAAAGUAACCUAUAUAAGCGCUCUAAAAGCCUCUUUCGCAGUUAUGCCAUGUAAGCGGUUGUGGAAAUCGCAAAGCUUACAUGUGCUCAACCACAAAAGUUCCCAUAUGCAGUCUUACAUGUUAUCGUAAGAACAUUUUACUCAAUUCUGAGCAAUAAAUAAAA
Drosophila subpulchrella is the source of this 845-nucleotide messenger RNA. RefSeq lists its product as uncharacterized. The coding region runs from base 140 to 811 and encodes 223 amino acids. The record is from RefSeq and is a predicted model, not a curated record. Gene Ontology annotation, cellular component: Ino80 complex. Gene Ontology annotation, biological process: chromatin remodeling. Lineage: Eukaryota; Metazoa; Arthropoda; Insecta; Diptera; Drosophilidae. The transcript has 2 exons.